AUGGCUAUCGUCUCCAACAGGGGAGCAAAAAAACAUGCAGAGGAGACCUUGGCACUAGCUCAGCAGGCCUGCCAGGCCAGAGCAGCCGAGCUCCGAUCGGCACAUCACCAGCACCAGGAGGAGCUCCACAGAACCAAGAGAGACUGUGAGAGGGAGAUCCGGCGACUGAUGGAUGAGAUAAAGCUGAAGGACAGAGCAGUCAGUGUUUUGGAUAAAGCUCUGGGGCUGCAGGCUGGCCACGCCCACCGCCUCCAGUUACAGACUCAGGCUGCUGAACAACAAAUCGCUGCUCUGAGAGAUGCACAGAGGGCGGGGCUAACCCAUCCUGCUAACUCCACCCCUAACAAUGCUCCUUUCUUUACAGAUGAUCGAGAAACUCGCAGGUUUCAGCUGAAGAUCGCUGAGCUCAGCGCAGUCGUCAGGAAACUGGAAGAUCGAAACUCUCUGCUGUCUGAAGAGCGAAAUGAACUGCUGAAGCGUCUGAGAGAAACGGAGAGUCAGUUUCUUCCCCUUCUGGAUAAAAACAAACGUCUGAGCAGGAAAAACGAAGAGCUGGCCCUCGCCCUGCGUCGCCUUGAUAACAAACUUCGCUUUGUGACCCAAGAGAACAUGGAGAUGGCAACUAUGAGGAGACCCAGUUCCCUCAACGAUCUGGACCGGAGUCACUCCUCAAGUUACCAUGGCUACCACCAGGAUGAGCGCGAGAUGGAGUUUUUACGGUUACAAGUGGUGGAGCAGCAACACGUCAUCGAUGACCUUUCUAAGGCUCUGGAGACGGCAGGUUAUGUAAAGAACGUUAUUGAGCGAGACUUGUUACUGAGGUACCGACGUCAGGAACCGGUGAGGAGGAGGAAAACCUUCAGAGCCUGCAGGGUCAUAGAGACAUUUUAUGGUUAUGAUGAAGAGGCAUCGAUGGAUUCUGACGGAUCAUCUUUGUCCUUCCACACUGACAGAACUCCAGAUACGGAACCUGACGAGACUUGUGUUCGUGAGGAGGCAGAGCUUCGCUACCGCCAGCUUACGCAGGAGUACCAGGCGCUGCAGCGGGCGUACGCACUUCUGGCCGAGACAUGCGGAGGAAACUACGAUGCUGAGAAGGAGAUCAAGACCAGAGAACAGCUGCUGAAUGAAAUCAGUCGAUAUCAGAGCAGAGUGGCAGAUCUGGAAUCAGCGCUGAAGCAUCAAGGAUUGGACAUGAAGUGGGUGGAGGAGAAGCAGGCGCUGUAUCAGAGGAACCAGGAGCUGGUGGAGAAGGUGGUGCAAAUGGAAGGUGAGGCGCUGCGACUGAACAACGACAUUCAAGACAUCAGAGACCAAAAUGAGUUGCUGGAGUUCAGGAUCUUGGAGUUGGAGGAGAGGGAGCGCCGUUCACCCGGCAUCAACUUCAAACAACUGCACUUCCCAGAAGGUCUCAGUCCUCUUCAGAUCUACUGUGAGGCCGAAGGGGUCACUGACAUUGUCAUCAGUGAAAUGUUGAAGAAGUUGGACAUCCUGGGGGAUAACGCCAAUUUGUCCAAUGAGGAGCAGGUGACCGUGAUCCAUGCAAGGACGGUGCUCACUCUGGCAGAAAAGUGGCUGGAGUCCAUCGAAGUGACCAAGUCGGCUCUGCAGCAGAAAAUGUUGGACAUCGAGAACGAGAAGGAUCUCUUCAGAAAACAGAAAGGUUACCUGGAUGAAGAGCUGGACUUCAGGAAGCAGUCCAUGGAUCAGGCCCAUAAAAGGAUCUUGGAGCUGGAGGCCAUGUUGUUCGAGGCUCUGCAGCAGGAGGAGGCUUCCAGGACUCCAGGACUAAUGAAGGGAGAGGGUCGACUGUCUGACAUGUUGACAGAAGGAGAGAAAGAGGAACUGAGGAGAGCCAUGGAUCAAUGGAAACGAUGUGUGAUGUGUGAACUAAGAGAAAGAGAUGCCCAGAUCCUCCGAGAAAGGAUGGAACUGCUUCAGCUCACACAGCAGAGGAACAAGGAGCUGGAGGAAUGUAUAGAAGCACAGAAACGACAGAUCAAAGAGCUAGAGGAGAAGUUUCUGUUUCUAUUUCUGUUCUUCUCUUUGGCCUUCAUCCUCUGGUCCUGAAUGCAGCAGCCCACCAGAGACCACCAGGUGGACACUCAGCAGCGCCGGCUCAGUCUGGACCAGAACCGGGACACUGCAGGACUUUGCAGUGGCAAAGCCAGUGGCAACAAAGCACAACUCGACCCUUCUUGUUGUCAGCUGGCCUCUGCUUUGUAACGGCCACUUUCAGGACUGCCUCAGAGAUUAAAAGUGGUUUCCGUGGAAACAAAGCUGAGUUCAGGACAGUGAUGCUUCAAAUGAGACAAAAACAUCUGGGUUUCAGCUGAAUGACACCUGUAUACUGGUUCUAGAGUCACUGAGGUGGAAUGCAACACCAUCCGUCUCAGAACCGAAUGCUGAGCCCAGAAACGUCUUUACCACACUAGGAGGUCUGCUGAACAGAACCAGGAAGUCCAACUGAAACCCGGCUCAGACACAAACCUGCUGCGUCGUUACGAGUCAGAGGUCAGGAGUCGAAGGUGGGGAACUGGAAGGCGUUCAACUCAAGUUGGAGUCGACUAAAGUCCUGGCUGAGGCCAUGAAACCACCGACUACCUGCAGACACGAGAGAGUUUGCGAUGACCUUCAGAGUUCGGGUCAUCUGAUGCCUGGGAGCUUUUCAGAAAUGCAUGUUAGAAAGCAACAUGCAUGGCGGCAGGUCUCGUCUAGACCCGAAGCAAAAACUUCCUGCCAGAGGACGCCGAGUUUCUUCACCAGGUGCUGGAGGUGGAUCCAACCUCCUCCAUGUUCAUAAGGAGAUCCGACUCCAAGUGGAAACUUUUAAAACCCAAACAGUGUUUACUUGAUGGAAAAAUGUUCCUGGUUUUAUUCCUGUUACUGAUGAUGGAAGAUAACUUUACUGCUUUCAGAUGAUUUAAUAAAACAGAUGACGUUUUUAUUCUGCUACUGGAGAUAAUCUCAUUCAUCUGAAAUACAAACAUUAUUGAAUAUUUUGUACUUUUAAGUCAAUUUUUCAAUUUUUUUAAAUUAAAGUCGUCCUUCAGAUCAGCUUUAAUUUUGAAGUGAGCUCUGCAGUUUGUGGUCAUCAUCAGUCAAAGUGUAGAAAGAGCACAACUCUGUGUGGAUCCGGUUCAUCUUCACUUCCAGCAUUCUGGACUUUUAUGAUGCCAGAUUCUAUUUUUCUAACCCUGCUGUGAAACUCUGACGUCAUCACUGAGAUUAAAAUGUUGCACAUGAGA
Xiphophorus hellerii (green swordtail) is the source of this 3248-nucleotide messenger RNA. RefSeq names its product Janus kinase and microtubule interacting protein 3 (gene jakmip3). The coding region runs from base 1 to 2070 and encodes 689 amino acids. NCBI's taxonomy places the organism in Eukaryota, Metazoa, Chordata, Actinopteri, Cyprinodontiformes, Poeciliidae. The transcript is spliced from 22 exons. The record is from RefSeq and is a predicted model, not a curated record. Gene Ontology annotation, molecular function: microtubule binding; kinase binding.